Molecule: messenger RNA, 2109 nt
Organism: Amborella trichopoda
Lineage: Eukaryota; Viridiplantae; Streptophyta; Magnoliopsida; Amborellales; Amborellaceae
Product: acyl-lipid (9-3)-desaturase
Biological process (GO): lipid metabolic process
Cellular component (GO): membrane
Molecular function (GO): oxidoreductase activity, acting on paired donors, with oxidation of a pair of donors resulting in the reduction of molecular oxygen to two molecules of water
Source: RefSeq, a predicted model, not a curated record
AGAAGGGCAGUGUGUGGAUACUGGAUACCCCCCAAUUAGCAUUACCGUUCUGUGGCUCCACAUGCACCCAUCCAGCCUGUAAAAUUUCAAAUAUAUAGACAAAGACCUCACCUUCCAUUCUCUCCCUCUCUCUCUCUUUUAGUUUCUCACCUCCCUCUCUCUCUCUCUUCCCCAUUAAGCAACCAUCCUUGUAGCCAUGGGAAGCCAGGUAGAGGAAGAUCACAGCAUAGAAGACAGAGAAAUGAAGAGAGAAGAACAGGGAGGAGAGACAAAGGAAAAGAGAUACUUCUCCUCAGAGGAACUCCAAUCUCAUAACACCCCAAAUGAUCUUUGGAUCUCAAUUCAAGGAAAAGUAUAUAAUGUCACAGAUUGGUUAGAGUUUCACCCUGGUGGUGACCUUCCUCUUCUAAACCUUGCAGGCCAAGAUGUUACUGAUGUCUUUGUUGCUUAUCAUCCUGGCUCUGCUUGGAAAUUCCUUGACAAAUUCUUUGUUGGGUAUUUGAGAGAUUAUCAGGCCUCUGAUGUAUCCAAGGACUAUCGAAAACUCGCUUCCGAUCUGAAGAAAAUGGGCGUCUUUGAUCAGAAGGGGGCUUUGUUUCUCUACCUCUGUGCACUUUCCAUGGCUCUGAUGCUCGCCAUUUGCUUUUAUGGGGUGUUGGGGUCUGAUAAAUUUUGGGUUCACAUUGGGUGUGGGUGCAUAAUGGGCAUGAUCUGGACUCAAAGUGGGUGGGUUGGUCAUGAUUCAGGCCAUUACCAGGUUCUCAGCAAUGGUAAAUUGAACAGAUUUUUGCAGGUUUUGACAGGGAAUUGCUUGACUGGACUCAGCAUUGCUUGGUGGAAGAAUAAUCACAAUGCUCAUCACAUUGCUUGCAAUAGCUUGGAGUUCGAUCCGGAUCUCCAACACAUGCCUCUCUUUGCUGUUUCUUCCAGGUUCUUCAGCUCCCUGAACUCUCAUUUCUAUAACAGGAAGAUGGUUUUCGAUAGAAUUUCGAGGUACUUGGUGAGUUAUCAGCACUGGACUUUCUAUCCAGUUAUGUGUUUUGCUAGAAUUAACCUCUUAGCUCAAUCAAUUUUCUUCUUAAUCACACAGAAGAAAGUGCCCAAAAGGAACCAAGAACUACUUGGGGUUCUGGUUUUUUGGCUCUGGUUUCCGUAUCUUGUUGUUUGCUUGCCAAACUGGAGUGAGAGAAUCCUCUUUAUUAUUUGUAGCUUUUCAGUGACUGGAAUUCAACAUGUUCAAUUCUGUUUAAACCAUUUCUCUGCUAGCGUUUAUGUGGGUAGGCCUAAAGGAAAUGACUGGUUCGAAGCUCAAACAAAGGGGAGUCUUGACAUUUCAUGCUCACCAUGGAUGGACUGGUUUCAUGGGGGGUUGCAGUUUCAGGUGGAGCACCAUCUCUUUCCUCGGUUGCCUCGAUGGCAGCUUAGAAAGGUAGCUCCUCUGGUUCGAGCUCUUUGUAAAAAACAUGGGUUACCAUACGUAAGUGUGACUUUUUGGGAGGCGAAUUCAAUGACUAUUGGUACACUUAGAGCUGCUGCUUUGCAAGCUCGCGAUCUCUCUAACCCUGCGCCAAAGAAUUUGUUAUGGGAAGCUGUUAAUGCCAAUGGUUAGAUUUAGAAUGUAGCAGUGAUCAUCAUAAGGAAAGAACCGAUAUGAAGAAUCUCAUUGUUUUGCAACCCAUGUCAAGAAUUUGGGUAUUUUAGCUGGAAGUGGUUGAUAUAGAUUUUUAUGUUAAUGGUGCGGGAGUUUUCAUGGGUGUGGUGAUCAGCCCAUGAUUUUGCAGUCUUCAGGACCCAUAUAGAUAAGUUGAUUCUUGUUGAGCAUUGUCAUGUCUAUUUUUAUAUUGUUUUGGAGAUUGGGUUUGUUUUGUUCCUGCAAAUCAUUUGCAAGGGAUCCAUAAAGGUAGAGAUCUAUGAAGGUGGGAGUUUGUUUUAGGUGAGCUCUCUUAUAAACACAUUGUUUGGAUAUUAGAUUUCUUUUGUUUCUGCAAAUUAAGGAGUCUAUGAAAGGGGAUUUUGUUGUAGGUUAACUCGAUCUGUUUGGAUCAGAAAAGUUUGCUUUUGCUCAUUGUGAUCUCAUGAACUUUAGCAAGGAAAGUGCCUUUUGCUCAA